Molecule: messenger RNA, 2782 nt
Organism: Physella acuta
Lineage: Eukaryota; Metazoa; Mollusca; Gastropoda; Physidae
Product: beta-1,3-galactosyl-O-glycosyl-glycoprotein beta-1,6-N-acetylglucosaminyltransferase
Cellular component (GO): membrane
Molecular function (GO): acetylglucosaminyltransferase activity
Source: RefSeq, a predicted model, not a curated record
AGUUGUUGCCCCUGGUUGUUUAUUUUGGCAUUUAUUUUUCCAAGAAAAUGAGACACUCGGGGUGUUGAGAACAAUGCAGCGGAACUGUGCGCAUCCGAUUCACGCAUGAGGCGGUCCGCGAGUCAUCUCUUCGCCAGCCUCAGUGCGCAUGUCAUAACGACAUGCUUGACAACAGUGAUCGCUACUGGAUGGAUGUUCGUCGUCAUGGCAACGUAUAUGCGGACCUACCGAUACUCCUCCCUCCCGUGUCGGAUUCUCCAGCGCUACUGUGUGCCAUGGGUCAACCGGCCCCGACUCGCCAAACUCGCCCUCGCCUUACUGGCGCUCCUGUUCCUCAUCUCCACCAUUCGCCAUUUGCUGCGGGACUCAGAGGUCGUUCUCGUGCUUAACCCGGGGUUUCCCGUGAUCGUGGCCAACGACGAGACUUACCCGAGUGUCCUUGAAAUUGAUGUCACGGGGAGACUUCCGCCUGAGCUGCAGAAGGACGUGGCCAACAGAUAUAAACAACAUUUAGUGACCAAUCAGAAGGGCCCUCUCAAGUUGCUAAGCGUAUCACCUAGGCAACCUAGCUGUCAUGCAAUCAUAAAGGGAGACAAGGAUGAAAUCGAUUACUCUUUGCAUUACAUGGAACAAAGCAAACAGUCCAGAUACCCUGUGUCCAGCUACCCCAAGACUGUGUCUGAGUGUGAGGAUUUCCUCACGUCUAGAGGCUACAUCACCUAUGCCAGGCAGGAGGAGAAGGAAUUUCCCAUUGCGUACAGCAUCAUGAUGUACAGAGAUGCUGACCAGGCAGAGAGGCUACUGCGAGCCAUCUACCGCCCAACAAACUACUACUGCAUACACGUGGAUGCUAAAGCAGACAAGGACAUCCAGGAGGCCAUGAGGGGAAUCUCUGGAUGCUUUAAAAAUGUCUUUCUAGCCAGCAAACAGAAUAUUGUUGACUGGGCACAAUUCAACUCUCUUGAACCGUGGAUCUACUGUAUGCGAGAUCUCUGGCGCUAUUCCUGGAAGUAUUUCAUCAAUCUCACUGGCCAGGAAUUCCCUCUGAAAACCAAUCUUCAGAUUAUCAAAAUACUCAAGGCACUCAAUGGUUCUAAUGUCGUGGACACCACAACCUAUGGCCACUACUCAAGAAGAUGGUAUGAAAAUAUGCCUCCACCCCACAACAUCCAGCCGUAUAAGGGCCUCGUCUUCAUGCUAGCUAGCCGCGGCUACGUGGACUACAUCCUCCACAACCCUGUGGCCAGCGAGCUGCUGGAGUGGGUGCGCCACACAGACUUCCCAGAUGAGUCAUAUUUCUCCACACUUAACCACAACCCCCAUCUCAAGGUCCCUGGCUCAUAUAAGGGGAAUCCAGAAACCAAUGCCAUCAGCAAACCUUUCAUUGCCAGAUUUGUCAACUGGGGAGUGGGUUGGCUUGACAGCCAAGGGAGAUACCCCUUCUCCUGGCCCUGCGGAGGCAAGAGGGUGCGGAGAGUUUGCAUCUUUGGUGUCCAUGAUCUGGAGCUGCUGGUCAACCGCAGGGAGCUGUUUGCCAACAAACUUAUCAUAGACUUCCAGCCCACGGCGCUGGACUGCCUGGAGGAGUGGCACCUGAACAUGACCCUGGUGGAGUACGCUGGCAAGUUGGCCAUAGACACCACGUGGUACAAGAACUUGGAUAUUGUCCGGAACAAAGUUUUGUGAUGAUGGCGUUCUUUAGGUGGUGUUCUUUAGGUGGUGUUCUUUAGGUGGUGUUAAUUAGGUGGUGUUCUUAUUUUCGGAUUAUGGCGCUCUUUUUUUUUUUUUAAAGCAAGAUGUUGGCCUUCAAGAGAAUAUGGAUAGUAUCAGUAACAAAAUUUCAUAAUCAUGGCACUGUGUGGGUAUUUUUUUUGGAGAAAGCUGUUGACAGUGUUCAUAUUUCUAAGGGGCAAAGUUUUAUGAUGAUAGUGUUCUUUGGGAUGGUUUUUUUAAAAAAGAAGAUGCUGAACUUUAACUGAGUUUGAAAGCCAUCAGAAACAAAAUUUCAUGAUCAUGGCACCUGUUAGUUGUUGUUUUCUAAAUCAAGCUACCAGCAACGAAAUUUUGUGAUUAUGGCACUUGUUAAGUGUUGUUUAAUAAAGCAAGCUGUCGCCAAUCAACGUGGAUAAAGCCAGGAUAAUUUUUUUAUGAUACCACUACUUAGGCAUUGUGUUUUGUUUUUUUUACAAGUGCUGAUAAAAAAAAUUUCAAGUGUUAAACAAUAUUACGUGUGGAUCAAUCAGAGUACAUUAUAAUUGACUUUAAUAUGUGUUGCAAAAAUGCAACAUUAUGUAUUGUUGGACAGUGAUAUUAUUGAUUCGUAUGUGAUGAAACGUACCAGUUUAUAUAUUAAUGUUAUCACAUUUCCAAGACUCCUGACUGGAAUAGAAAAACUACCUCAGGAAAAUGUAUAUGAAAAGAAAUUGUUUUAAAAAAUUAUGUGUAUUAUGGCUCAGAGCCCCCAAUUUUUUUUUUAAAAAAAUAAUACAUUAGAUACAUUACUUUGUGUGAAUUAGGGCAUUUAUAAAAUGAUUCAUUAAAAAGAUUAGCAAUUUUAAGUGAUCCUGUUGGUGACAAAAAUGUUAUAAUUGAAUUAUUAUUAGCUAAUUUCAUUUUCUUAAGUAAUUUUUAAAAAAAAUUUCCUUUCUAACCUUAGGUUUUCACAGUAUUUAAAACCACUUUUUAAAAAUAUGUUGAUACCCAUGCUGGAGGGUUUUUCUAAAUAUGAAUUUCCAGUUGUAUUUAUGAUGAUCUGUACAAGGGUGUAGAUUGUAAGGAGAAG